AGUGUAUGUGGCGUAUGAACACAGCUUCAUGCAGACAGUCAGAAGGUCACAGACCCUUUACUCUGUUUACACAAACAUCCUGCUGUGAUCGAGCCGACAGUGAACUUUGAACUUGAGUUGUUCUGCAACGACGAGCUGCAGCUAAACAUUUCCAACAUGGCUGAGAGAAACACGGCGCUGAAGGCAGGAGGAGAGUCUGACUUCCUGCAGUUUAACGACCUGGCCUGUGAGGCCGUCGGUGGGACGGUUAUUUUUGCCACAGAUGAAUGGUUCGCUCCAGCUGCAAACCUUCUGAAGAGAGAGCCGCCACAGUUCAUUGCCUCCGCCUUCACCGAGUUUGGAAAAUGGAUGGACGGAUGGGAGACGAGGAGGAAGAGAAUACCUGGUCACGAUUGGUGCAUCAUCCAGCUGGGAGUACCAGGGCUGAUCUACGGCUUCGAUGUUGACACGUCCUUCUUCACUGGAAACCACUCGCCCUACGCCUCCAUCCAGGCCGGCUGUCUGGAGGAAGCCCCCAACUUCACCCUGGAGGGAGACCGGACCGGCAUGGCUGCCUCCGACAGUCAGCUGGCUGCAGCUGCAAAGCUGGGCUCGGAGGCGUGGCCUGAGCUGGUGGGUGUGUCACAGCUGAACCCUGGAUACUCUGACAGCUGCCAUAACUACUUCAAGGUCAACUUCAACCGCAGGGUGACACACCUGCGUCUCAACAUGUACCCAGAUGGAGGCAUAGCCAGGCUGCGGGUGUACGGAGUCGGACAGAGAGACUGGUCGUCCGUCCCCCUCAACCAGGAAGUCGACCUCAUCGCUCUGACCAACGGCGGAGUCUGUCUCGGAUACAGCGACGCCCACUUUGGGCAUCCACGCAACAUGAUUGGUCUUGGCCGGGCCGGGAACAUGGCGGAUGGCUGGGAGACGGCCCGCAGACUGGAUAGACCCAAGAACCUUCAGGUGGAUCAGAGAGGGAUCCUGCAGGUCCCGGGAUGGGAGUGGGCCGUGUUUCGUCUCGGUCAUGCAGGAGUCAUCAGCAGCAUCCAGGUCGACACAAACCACUUCAAAGGUAACUUCCCAGAUGCCUGCAGGAUUGAGACUUGUUCCCUGACCCCUGAGGAGGAGGCUCUGUGCAUUAGGACCACAUGGAACUCUGGGAAAUGGCAGGUCCUGCUUCCCCCACAGAAACUUAGUGCUCAUCACAUACAUCUCUAUGGUCAGGCUGAGUUGAACCCCGGUCCGCCCGUCACUCACGUGCGUCUCGUCAUGAGCCCGGACGGAGGAAUUAGCCGGCUGCGUCUGUGGGGUCGACCCACGACUAUCACCGCGGCUCCAGCCAAUCAGAAGAGAGCUGUGUCUAAACUGUGAUCUUUAAAAACCUCAAACACUGAAUGUUCUGAUGUGUGAUCAACGAUGUUUUAAAAUCUGUCAGAUAAUAAAGAGGAGUCAUGUUACAGUC
Messenger RNA from Notolabrus celidotus (New Zealand spotty), 1447 nucleotides. RefSeq names its product allantoicase (gene allc). NCBI's taxonomy places the organism in Eukaryota, Metazoa, Chordata, Actinopteri, Labriformes, Labridae. The record is from RefSeq and is a predicted model, not a curated record. Gene Ontology annotation, molecular function: allantoicase activity. Gene Ontology annotation, biological process: allantoin catabolic process. The transcript is spliced from 11 exons. Bases 157 to 1356 code for a protein of 399 amino acids.